GGAAAGAAAUAAAACCCCAAGAUGCUAGUCGAUGGAGCGAAACGCUGAUUUGAGCUAAAACCCUACACUCACUCACGAUCCCUUCCAAAUCCCGAUCUGACAUGCCUUCCUUCCCUCCUCCUGGUUCUGUCACCAUCUGCGAAGUCAAUCGCGACCUAAUUACUGCCGACACGCUCUCGGACGAUCGAGCAAAGGACACCUACGGGAAACUUCUAGGAUUGGUGUUUAGCCCUGUGCCAUUUCAGCCAGAACAGCUCGUAUCACCAACUACUGAUUACGAUGCGGAACAAGAUGGAAGAACUGCUGGGGAUGGGGUCCAAAGGAAAGGUCUAUUGGCUGUCUUGCUAGGGCUAGUCAAUGAGUCCCUUGGGCGCCUUUUUCGCCCUAAUGAUGUGCAUCUGCUACCAGAGGUUGAUAUUCAAGGAGUAAGCUGGCACCAGAAUAAGCAUAUAAUUGCGUUUAUCUCUGGGCCAAAUCAAGUUAUGCUUCGUGACUAUGAAGACUCAGAAGGGAAGGAUCCAAUCAUUCUGACCAAUGAGUACCAGAGAGAUGUUAGAGUACUCGAGUGGAGGCCUAAUGGUGGCCGGAUGCUCUCUUUGGGUUGCAAGGGCGGAAUAUUCAUAUGGGCUGCUUCUUAUCCGGGGAAUGCAGCAUCUGUUAGAUCUGGGGCAGCUUCCUUUGUAGGAAGUUUAUCAAGAGGCACUGGAAUUCGGUAUAUCCUGGCAGAUUUUCUUUGCAGCGAGGACAAUGAACAUAUUAGUGCUCUUACAUGGAGCCCAGAUGGGAGAUACUUAGCUUCUGCUUCAUAUGAGAGCUCCUCUUUCACUGUGUGGGAUGUUUCUCAAGGUGUGGGGACACCCAUUCGGCGGGGAUUAGGGGGCAUAUCAAUGCUGAAGUGGUCACCAACUGGAGAUUACUUCUUUGCCUCAAAAUUUGAUGGAACAUUUUAUCUUUGGGAGACAAACACUUGGGCAUCUGAACAAUGGUCGUCAACCAGUGGGUUUGUAAAGGGUGCAAUGUGGGAUCCUGAUGGACGUAUGAUACUGCUUGCUUUUUCUGAAUCUUCAACCUUGGGAUCUGUUCACUUUGCAUCAAAACCUCCCUCGUUAGAUGCACAUCUGUUGCCUGUCGAUUUGCCAGAGGCGAUGUCACUAACUGGCAGUCUUGGCAUUGAAAAGGUAGCAUGGGAUCAUUCAGGUGAGCGAUUGGCUGUUUCCUUUAAAGAUGGAGAUGAGGUUUAUAAAGGCCUGAUUGCUAUAUAUGACACAAGAAGGACUCCUCUGAUAUCUACAUCACUAAUUGGAUUUAUCAGAGGGCCUGGGAACAAUCCAAAGCCAAUUGCAUUUUCGUUCCAUGGAAAAUUUAAACAAGGGCCAUUGCUUUCUGUGUGUUGGAGCAGUGGAUUUUGUUGCUCAUACCCCUUGUUAUUUCGUUCCCAUACGCUUCCAUAGGAAUCCGGUUUGAUGUUUGAUAUUCAGUUGGUUGGUGUUUCGGGUUAACCUUUGAGGAAAAGCAUUAUAUGCAUGUAAGUAUUUAACUUGAUGGUUUCUUUGACAAAUGAUAUUAUUGUAUGUGACAUUUUGAACUGUUCACGUGAUUUAAUCAUACAUAAUAUUUAAUGGCACGUUUGCAUGAGGCUAUUCUACGACGUGAACACAAAAUCUUGGCUUUGUAGUUGAUAAUCCUAGAUGGGAUGUGUCCAAUAAUAGAUGUAGAGAAAAUGUUUUUCAACUGUAAUGGGAAAAUGAUUUUAAACCCGGUAAAUCCAUUUUAUUUUCAGUGGCCAAGUUUUUCUCCCAAAUGUAGUUGUCAAUCACUGAAACAGAACAGAUCUUCAACUAUAUAAAAUCUCUUUUUAUUGUAUGCCAAAAAAAAAAUCUUUUUAUUAGGUAUAGGUAUACAAGAUGAACAAACUGAUGUAAUCAAUUACCAGGAAAAGGGGUAAUUUGAUCUACAUUGAGUAGAUUCUUUAACUAGAUGGUCCCAACAAAGGAAAUCUACGCUGUGUACGCUUUAACCUGUUUAUGUAGGAUAACUCUAAUGAAUAUGCAGGAUACCUCUUCUAAUGAAUAUCCACUUGAACUAACUUUAAUGUACUCGCAAUUUGAUUUAUAAAAAAUUUAGUUUAUUGUAAAUAUUAAGUUUUAGAAUAAGUAAUGAAUGUAUUUGAGUUAUAGUAAUACGAAUAAAAUUAGCAAGAUCUUUUUUUUUUUUGAUAAAAAAAUUGUUUUCCGGGAAAAUAAAAAACGAGUAACGAGUAACGACUAGAGAGAGACACGGGUGACGGAACCUUAUCCUUAAGCCUUCUCUCAGCCUCUCCUGCCAUCUACCGUCCAUUGCGGAACUCUGAGCCAUCAUUUUAAACUUAAAAAAAAAUUAAAAAAAAAAAUGGCUCCGCUCUGUUUCAUUUCUUUCACCCUUGCCUCUUCCCUUCGCUUUUCUUGUUCGACAACAGCCACGGCUAUCCCCCACUGCCACUGGUAAGAACCUUUGUAGUCUUGCACUCUCUACAAUCUCUUCAAAUCGUUGAGGCAUCUUAUCCUAAACUUAUCCUUCCAUUUCCUGAUUCUGAUUUCAUUUAUUUAUCGAUGCGUUUCUGUUGAUAUAUCUUGUUUAUUAAUUAUAUAUAGACCUAUUUUCUUGGGAAAACUUGUAUCGAUAUCAGUUUCCAGAUUGCACGUUAGACCCAUUGAUGUGCCUUCCAAGUAUUUUAGUGGAGUUGGAAUUUCACCACCAUUCCCUUUCAAGAGAACAGCUGCAUCAGUUGUGAGAGCGGCUUCUGUUGGUGCUGAUGGAGCAACUUAAGCAAAUGACGGUGAAUUGCCUCCACAAGGUGCCGGAGAGGUUGUGCCAGUUGACAAGCUUCCUUUGGAAUCGAAGCUGCAAGAGAGGAAGUAGCAGAGAUUGAGUAUGAAAAUGGCCAAGAUUAGGCUUCGGAGGAAAAGACUUUGUCAGGAAGCGCAAAUUGAGGAAAAAAGGAAGAUGGCUACCUUCUAAAAUGAAGAAGUUGAAGAAUAUUUGAUCGUGAGCACAAGUUAUCUUCCAAGGUUUAAUCCUUUUGAUUUGCUCUUAGCCAAUCCACAAUGUAUUUCUAUGUCAUGAAGUUUCAAUGGAAUGCAUGAACCUAUACACGGCGUUUGGUUGGUUGAGCUUGGAAUUCUUGUUGCCUUCAUCUUCAUGGAUUAAUUGAUUCGUGUUAUUUGAUUUUCA
Molecule: messenger RNA, 3210 nt
Organism: Prosopis cineraria
Lineage: Eukaryota; Viridiplantae; Streptophyta; Magnoliopsida; Fabales; Fabaceae
Product: aladin
Exons: 14
Coding region: 102-1451 (449 amino acids)
Biological process (GO): nucleocytoplasmic transport
Cellular component (GO): nuclear pore
Molecular function (GO): protein binding
Source: RefSeq, a predicted model, not a curated record